GCAGACAGGAACAGCUGAAAAAGAACAACAAAGCCGCGUCGACGACGGCACAAACAACAGAUGCGCGUCUAAAAUAUACCGAAAAUAACGGUGACAUAAUCGCUGGUGGGGGCGGUUUGUGCCACUGAAACACAUUUGUAAAGUCUUAGUUCAGUCACUCCCAGUUUUGACGAUGGGACGCAUCUUCUUGGACCACAUUGGUGGAACACGGCUCUUCUCCUGUGCCAACUGUGACACCAUCCUGACCAAUAGAUCUGAGCUUAUCUCAACACGCUUCACAGGAGCCACAGGCAGAGCUUUCCUCUUCAACAAGGUGGUGAACCUCCAGUAUAGCGAGGUGCAGGACAGAGUGAUGCUAACUGGAAGACACAUGGUGAGGGACGUCAGCUGCAAGAACUGCAACAGCAAGUUGGGCUGGAUCUACGAGUUUGCUACAGAGGACAGUCAGCGGUACAAGGAGGGACGUGUCAUCCUGGAGAGGGCGCUAGUUAGGGAGAGCGAGGGCUUCGAGGAGCACGUCCCCUCAGACAACUCAUGAGUCCCUAUCCUUGGAUUAACUCCUCUCCCUCUCCUCUAUCCUCUUGCCUCUGCACUGCACACCACCACCUGCAGACUUAGUGGUCAGUCAAGUUUUGGCUUCACCCCCCCCCCCCCCCCACACCCCUUUCCCGUCUCUGGCCUACGACCUUUGACCUCCUCCUACCACUUCCUGAUUUAUGUGUCACAAGGCAACACCCCAAAACAGCUGGAGACACAGAUAGGGAGUUGUAACUUCACUUGUUUAGGUGUUUGUGCACAGUCACACAGAAUUUUCACCAUCUCUGCACAAGGCAUGCUCCACACAUGGUAAUUUAACACAUGCAUGAUGAUAGACAUGGUCAGUCACAUAAAAAAAAAUCACCUGGUUGUUUUGUUUAUUUUUAAGACAUGGGGAAGCAACCAGUCCUCUGUACACAGCAAUGUUAAAUGAAUCAAUGGAGGCGAAACUCAGCUUUCAAGAGGCUUGUGCUUCUUUGUUGUCAACUUGUCAACAGUAGUGUAGUGAAUGUAAUAGUGUUUAAAAUCUAUGUUCUCAUCUCAAUGAUACCAUAGGUACUGCACAGAUUGAUGUCAUAUUUAAAUAUUUGUUGUUGUGUUUAACAGUGAGUUUGAUUUAGAUCACAUGAUGUGCAUUUAUUUUGACUGACACAACAUUCUUGAAAAGUGUGGAAGUGAUCUCCUGCACAGCAAACAAUCAUAUAAUUGGUAAUUGAUCCCACAAUUUAACUGAGUUCUACCACCCUCCAUCUGUUAGCAUGGAUUCUGUGCCUGUGUGAUGUGCCAUGUGAAGCGCAACAUGUCACUGUGGUGACUUAUGAGGAGCGUGUACCUUCCAGCCACGUGUCUUCGGUCUGACGGAGGAGGAAUGAGUCUGAGACGUGAUGGAGACAUUCUCUGGCUGCCUGCUGGCUUAAGGACAGGAUUAUGAGAGGAUGGGUCAUGCAAGUGUUUGACAGUAGCCAACAGUGGGAGACAAGUUUACAGACAUGCUCUGGAAAAAAGACAGCAGACAUUCUCUUACCAGUCAAUAUAUAAUAAUGCUGGAAAUGACGCACUGAAAUUUUGUUUGACUUUACUUCCAUUUAUUUAAACAUGUGACUGGAGAUGCCGUCACCUACUUUCGGGAUAGUGGCCCAUCCUCUUUUUAUAAUCCUCGGCUUAAGGCAUAUUUGGUCAUAAAAUGACUUGUUUCUUACAACACAAAGCCGAACAAGCUUUAAUGGAGUUUUUGAAGAUGAGCAUUUGCCCUCUGACUAUGCCAGAGCCCCAAUUUUAUAUUGUCAGUGUCCUGUGAAGAUUUCAACCAAAAUGUCAACUUGUGAAAAAAAAAGAAAAAAAAAAAGAAAAAGAAAUCUCAAUCUCCAUGACAUUUGAGGUUAUUUUUGGAGUGGGUCAUAGCACAGCAUCAUGGCCCCAGUGUAACAUUGUGCCAUUUCAGAGUGUACACGCCUGCAGGCAUUACCAAAGUGGUCCAACCGUCACUGGUGACACUGUUAAUGUUUUUGCUCGCCUUUCCAAGGUCAUGCAAGAAAGUGCAAGUUGUCAUUUCUACAAAACAAAAGCUAAAUUAAAUGAAAAUGGCUUAUACAGGACACCGACACAAUCCAUAUCCCGAAGUCCGUGCAGUGUACAGUCAGUGGCUGUGACAAAAUAUUGUUAUCAUUUUGUUGUUCACUUUUGCCAUUUUAUUGAUAGGUCUUUGGUUUUAUUUGCUUUACUCUAUAUGAUUAUUAUUUUAUUGGCUGAUAGAUGAUCUUACUGUAUAUUUUCUUGAUUGGAGGUUUGGAAAAAAUGUUUUCUUGUAUGGCUAUAGCAAGCUUUUCUCUGACGUGAUUUCUAAAUAAACAUGUAGUCUUGCUGG
This is a messenger RNA of Chelmon rostratus (copperband butterflyfish), 2401 nucleotides long. Its product is annotated as protein yippee-like 5. The record is from RefSeq and is a predicted model, not a curated record. NCBI's taxonomy places the organism in Eukaryota, Metazoa, Chordata, Actinopteri, Chaetodontiformes, Chaetodontidae. Bases 173 to 538 code for a protein of 121 amino acids. The transcript has 3 exons.